Messenger RNA from Papilio polytes (common Mormon), 1503 nucleotides. RefSeq names its product V-type proton ATPase subunit C (gene Vha44). Gene Ontology annotation, biological process: proton transmembrane transport. The transcript has 13 exons. The record is from RefSeq and is a predicted model, not a curated record. Gene Ontology annotation, cellular component: vacuolar proton-transporting V-type ATPase, V1 domain; lysosomal membrane. Gene Ontology annotation, molecular function: proton-transporting ATPase activity, rotational mechanism. The coding region runs from base 154 to 1311 and encodes 385 amino acids. Lineage: Eukaryota; Metazoa; Arthropoda; Insecta; Lepidoptera; Papilionidae.
UAUCAGUUGUUGUAGGUGGCAGCACAGCAUCACGUGAAUUUUCAUGGCGGUGUUGUAGGGCUAGUCCCGUAUAGUCUUGUGAUUUCACCAAAAAUCUGCUGUUUCGAUUAUUUAGUGUUAAACAGCAUAAUUUUUUGAAUACCGGUGGUGAAGAUGAGUGAAUACUGGCUGAUCAGUGCCCCCGGCGAUAAGACAUGCCAACAGACAUGGGACACCCUCAACAAUGCCACCAAAUCUGGCAACCUCAGUGUCAACUAUAAAUUUCCAAUUCCUGACCUCAAGGUGGGAACACUGGAUCAGUUGGUGGGGCUGUCAGAUGACCUUGGAAAGCUGGACACCUUCGUGGAAGGUGUUACACGAAAAGUGGCCCAGUACCUCGGAGAGGUUCUUGAAGACCAACGGGACAAGCUCCAUGAAAAUCUGAUGGCCAACAAUAGUGACCUGCCGACCUACCUGACGCGCUUCCAAUGGGACAUGGCCAAGUAUCCCAUCAAGCAGAGUCUGCGUAACAUCGCUGAUAUAAUCAGUAAACAGGUGGGUCAGAUCGACGCGGACCUGAAGGUGAAGUCAUCAGCAUACAACGCUCUCAAAGGCAAUCUGCAGAAUUUAGAGAAGAAACAAACUGGCAGUCUGCUGACCCGUAACUUGGCUGAUCUGGUGAAGAGAGAGCACUUCAUCCUUGACAGCGAGUACCUCACUACGCUGCUUGUCAUCGUGCCCAAGUCGAUGUUCAACGACUGGAACGCGAACUACGAGAAGAUCACCAACAUGAUAGUGCCGCGCUCCACGCAGCUCAUACACCACGACAACGACUACGGACUAUUCACCGUCACGCUCUUCAAGAAGGUAGUGGACGAGUUCAAGCUGCACGCGCGCGAGCGCAAGUUCGUUGUGCGCGAGUUCUCCUACAACGAGGCGGACCUCGCCGCGGGCAAGAACGAGAUCACCAAGCUCGUCACCGACAAGAAGAAGCAGUUCGGUCCUUUAGUGCGAUGGCUGAAGGUGAACUUCUCCGAGUGCUUCUGCGCUUGGAUACAUGUUAAGGCUCUGCGCGUCUUCGUUGAAUCCGUGCUGAGAUACGGGCUGCCGGUGAACUUCCAGGCGGCGGUGGUGGUGCCGGCGCGCAAGAGCAUGAAGAAGCUGCGCGACGUACUGCAGCAGCUGUACGCGCACCUCGACCACUCCGCGCACCAGGGCCACGGACAGGCCUCGGAGAACGUGGAGAUAGCGGGUCUCGGGUUCGGUCAGUCGGAGUACUUCCCGUACGUCUUCUACAAGAUCAACAUCGACAUGAUAGAGAAGGCCGUCUAGUUGCUCUUAUAUAUAGGUAAUGUUACCAGUGGUGGGCGCCGCGUAGUAGUCGCACUGUUACAUUGUACAAUUUAUUUUAUUCCCAGUUGUAGUAAUUCUAGCAACACCGGCCUCCUGUCAAGCAAAUAUUAAAUCAAUUUAUUUUUUUCCUAUAUAUUUUUUCUAUGUACAGAAUUUUUUGAUCAAACGAUU